This is a messenger RNA of Gadus macrocephalus (Pacific cod), 2180 nucleotides long. It is a transcript of the gene fbxl6, whose product is annotated as F-box and leucine-rich repeat protein 6. Gene Ontology annotation, biological process: SCF-dependent proteasomal ubiquitin-dependent protein catabolic process. The transcript is spliced from 10 exons. The record is from RefSeq and is a predicted model, not a curated record. The coding region runs from base 234 to 2090 and encodes 618 amino acids. Gene Ontology annotation, cellular component: SCF ubiquitin ligase complex. Gene Ontology annotation, molecular function: protein binding. NCBI's taxonomy places the organism in Eukaryota, Metazoa, Chordata, Actinopteri, Gadiformes, Gadidae.
UGCGUCAUGGACAUUGACCACGGAAGUUGCGCCAUUUCAAUGCGCGGGGAGAAUCAGGAACCAUAGUAAACAAUGCACGUCUGAAAUCAAGAAGAAAUUAAGAACAAUUCCCAUUCACGGACUCGUUCAGCGACUCGACCGUUAUUGUCAGACGGCCUUGGCAUGUUCUCUGUCUGAAGUAGUGUGUGGCUAUUCCAUCUGUCCAAGGUGAAAGACGACGGACCACAUCCAAGAUGGAUCAGGUGGUCAUUGGCGGAGGUGACAGUAAACCCAUGGAUGAGGGUGUCGGCAGCGCUACAUCUGGCGCUACAUCUGGCGCUACAUCUGGCGCUACAUCUGGCGCUACAUCCGGCACAUCAGGGCCGUCGAGGGGUGGGGAAGGUGGACCGACGAAGCCGGCGGCGGCGGCGAAAAGGAAAUCAAGCGAGGCGGCGAAAAGAAAGUCAAGCACGGGGGUGAAAAGGAAGUCAGGCACAGCGGCGGCCGCCAAGCCGAAGAAGGCCAGGAAGAAGGCCAGGUUCGGAGCGGGGCCUGGCUACACCAUCCAGGAGGGAGAGGACAUGCUACUGUUGAUCUCCAACACAGGCCAUCAGGAUCACCUGGCCUGGCGGCCCUUGAAGAUGACGACUGCGGCCACGAAGAAGACGACCUCCUCCGGCAAGGGGAAGUUGAAAACCCAUGCCCAGAGGAAGAAGAAAAAGCCAGUGGCCGCCAAACCCGGAGUAAACCUAGGGGCGCCGACCCUCCGAGAACGUUCCAACGGAGUGGCAGAGGAGAAUCCUCUUUGCGCACCAAAGGACUUGGACCACAGAUGGGGUCAGAGUCUGCCCGAAGAGGUGCUGGUCAGCAUCUUUCAGAUGAUCGUGGUCCAGGACGGUGCAAUACCAUUUCUGUGCAGGGUGUCCAGAGUGUGUCGGCUCUGGAACACGGCGGCCGCCAGCCCCGGCCUGUGGCGCAGUGUGUCCAUGGGGUUCUGUUGGAUAACGCCCAGCAAGACGCAGACGCCCAGAACAGAGGAAAAGAUCAAGCACACCGUCGGAUGGCUGGCCUCCGAUAGAUUCAGCCAGCUUAGAGAAUUCACUCUUAACCACUGGAAGAAGAAUGUUGACUACGCUGUAAAAGUUGUGUCCCAGUCGUGCCCUCAGCUUGCCUCCCUCAAUCUGUCCUACUGCACGGGCGUGACUGGACAGGCCUUCCUGAGCCUGGCAGAGAACAGCCCCUCUCUACAGAGCAUCAACAUGCAGUACUCGGAGUACCAGGUGGAAGGUCUCGCUCAGCUGCUGAAGACCAACGGCGGCGAGAUCAGGAAGUUCCUCUUCACGCACGGGUCCAGGAACGACAUGCUGCUGGCCGCUCUCUCCAGAGGAUGCUGCCCAGAUCUAGAGUUCCUGGAGAUCAACUGGAAUGUCCAGAAAGGCGGGUUUUGCGAGCUUCCUAUCCACAUCCAAGCAUUGCAGCAUGGCUGCCCCAAGCUGAAGACGUUCCGGUUGCUGAACGUCGUCCUGGGGCGUAAGACGAUCAGGCACGCGGAGGUCUCUGCGCUGGGCUUCCCCCUGCUGGAGGAGCUGUGCAUGGCCACCUCCUCCAGCUGCCCGACCAGCGACCGCGACCUGUGGGACCUGCUGCUGGCCUCCCCCAAGCUGCGUGUGCUGGACCUGCGAGGCUGCUUUUAUAUCAGUGCACCCGGGCUGGCGGCCCUGCCCUGUGAAGAGCUGGAGUGUCUGUUCUGGGGUCAGUACUUUAACUCCAAGUGUAACUCCUGGCCGCCCCCGGCCAGGAAGGACCUCCACAAGCUGACGGAGAAGUGGAGCCGCAGCAUGCGGGAGCUGGACCUGGCCAACCAGCUGUUCAGCGAGGAGGACCUGGAGCUGGCCCUGGGCCACCUGGCCCGGGCCCCAGACCCCGGCACCCUGCGGUCCCUCAACCUCAGUGGGACCCGGAUCAGCGCCCCCGCCCUCAGGUUGAUUAUUCAGCAGUCGACAGCGCUCAGCUACCUCAAUGUAACCUCGUGUCGCAAUCUUCCCCGUGGCCAGAAGAGGGUGCACCGCGGCCAUGAGGAAAUCAGUCAGCUGCUGGUGGCGCUGCAGUAGCUCAGGGGCUUAAUUUUUUUGAUAUUCAUAAAGCCAAUCUUUGGAUAUAAAUGGGUCAGUUCUCUUUUAAUAUUAAAACAUUUGAAUCUG